GAAGGUAGUAAAUAAAAAUUGAAAAAGUUAACCAAUUGAAAAUAAAAAGAAGGAUCACAAGGGAAAAAUAGAUCAAAGAAAGAACGUAUUAAUUUGAGUAAGAAGAUUCAAUCUGAAGAUGAAAGAAGAUUACGAGACAGAAGAGAGAAAACAAGCUGCUGCAGAUGUUUUGUUCAAUUACUCCAAAUUUGUAGCGGCCUGUAUUGGAAAUCGUGUUCGUCCCGGUGAUUUGAGAAUGCAUCUUAUGAAGGAAAUAUCUGGAAUACCAACAUCUCUGAAGCGGGAGUCAUUUCCAGUUGCAGCUUCUCCAGAUGCAAUGGGCGAAUCUUCAAGUUCUGGUACAGCUAGACUCGAUAAAUCAGAUAGCUUUCGUGCACUAUGAAACUCAUGGACCGAAAGAUGUGGACCUAUAUGUGCACUAGGAACUGGUCAUGGGUACUUGCUAUCUUUUGGUUUUGUUUUCUUUGGGAUGAUGGGAAUAUGUAUAAUACCAGCUAGUGUAUACACAUCUGAUAUGAUUGUAUGAAUUGUAUCUCUGUCAAAUGGGCAGAAACAUUAUAUUGUGGCUGUGAUGUGUGUGAAAUUCUCAUCGUUUUUGUACAUGUCUACCAUGAGCUUUCGUGAA
Chenopodium quinoa (quinoa) is the source of this 625-nucleotide messenger RNA. RefSeq lists its product as uncharacterized. The transcript has 3 exons. The coding region runs from base 119 to 382 and encodes 87 amino acids. NCBI's taxonomy places the organism in Eukaryota, Viridiplantae, Streptophyta, Magnoliopsida, Caryophyllales, Amaranthaceae. The record is from RefSeq and is a predicted model, not a curated record.